This is a messenger RNA of Geodia barretti, 333 nucleotides long. The record is from the annotation of a GenBank genome assembly. Lineage: Eukaryota; Metazoa; Porifera; Demospongiae; Tetractinellida; Geodiidae.
AUGGCGACGUUCAGCGACAAGAUUCGUAUCCGCCUCAGGGCGUACGACUAUCGCGUGCUGGACCAGUCGACGACCGAAAUCGUCGAUACCGCCCGGCGCACGGGGGCCCGGCUUGCCGGUCCGAUCCCGCUGCCGACGGACACGAACAAGUGGACGGUGCUGCGGUCGCCGCACGUCGACAAGAAGUCGCGAGAGCAGUUCGAGAUUCGGACGCACAAGCGGCUGAUCGACAUUUUCGAGCCGACGCCGCAGACGGUCGAUGCAUUGAUGAAGCUCGACCUGCCGGCAGGCGUCGACGUCGAGAUCAAGGCGUUCGGAAAGGAACACGGCUAA